Verticillium nonalfalfae is the source of this 1398-nucleotide messenger RNA. RefSeq lists its product as uncharacterized. The record is from RefSeq and is a predicted model, not a curated record. Bases 1 to 1398 code for a protein of 465 amino acids. Gene Ontology annotation, cellular component: U5 snRNP. Lineage: Eukaryota; Fungi; Ascomycota; Sordariomycetes; Glomerellales; Plectosphaerellaceae. The transcript has a single exon. Gene Ontology annotation, molecular function: protein binding.
AUGGCAUCCCGCCACACAGCCGCGCGCCCCAAGCGCGCAGGCGAAGACUUCGCCCGCACCCAUCACCACGACACAGCAGACCCCGACUCGAAAAAAGUCAAGUUCGACGUCCGCAACCCCUCCGCCCUCGCCGCCGACGCGCGUGAGGAGGACGCCGUCCUCGAAGCCGACGUCAUUGGCGGUGGCGCGGCCACCAAGCGCGGCGCCGUCAACCUCGACGGCUACGACAGCGACUCGGACGGCGAGACGUUCAAUACGCGCGCCGACAAGCGGGCGCUUGGCAAGGGCGAGGCCAACAUUCUCGAGCAGCUGGACAAUUACGACUCGAAGAGCGCCGGCGGCGGAUCCAAGGGGGCCAACGCCAAUGCGGCAGACGACGAUGACGACGAUGACGACAUGUUUGCCGAGCCGGAGGACGCGCCAAAGGAGGCUGCUGGGGCGCCCGAGUCGACGGUCGAGGCGAAGAAGAAGGCAAAGGCUGUGCAUUUCUUGCAGGAUACCGAUAUAGAGGGGCAAGACAUGAAGAGCAAGAGCGGCGGACAGAUUCGCCUGGAUGACCAGGACUCAGACGACGACGAGGAAACGCGCGACAUGGCCAUGCAGGAGGAGGGUAUCGACGAAGAGGUCGGCCUCGGUGGCCUGAAGCGGAACGCGCCAAAAGUCGAGGCCUUCAACAUGAAGGACGAGCAAGAAGAAGGGCGUUUCGACGCGGACGGAAACUUCAUUCGCAAAGCGGUGGAUCCAGAUGCGCAACACGACAAAUGGCUCGACGGCGUCAGCAAGAAGGAGAUGAAGAAGGCGGCCGAGGCCCACGAGAGGCGCGAGGCCGAGGCGAGGCGGUUGCGAAUGGAGAACGACAGCUUGUUGACGACAGAUAUUCUGAAGAGUCUGAUUCUGAAGCUGGAUAAGGGCGAGACUGCACUGGAAGCACUCGCGAGGCUGGGCAAAGGACAAGCGAAACAGAAGAAAAUCCCGAAAUGGAAACUCAAAAAGCAGAAAGGAGGCGCGGCGGGCAUGGAUGUCGACCAGGAGGAGAAGGCCGAGGACCCUGAGCAGAAGAGGAUACGAGAGGCUAUUGCAGCCAUCACUGACGCGGCUGAUAAAUUGUUGAGCCGAGAUCGUGCUGAGAUCUACGACGAGGAACGAGAGGUCCUCCUCCGAGAGUGGCAGCGCGAAACCGGCGAGGAUUGGGUGGAGCCGACGCAAGAGGCAGAAUCGCAAGAGGGCAAGAUGUGGGAAUUCCGGUGGGUGGAUGGCCGCGAUGACGCGGACAAGCAAGGCCCAUUCGACAGCCAGACCAUGAAAGCAUGGCAAGAUGCUGGGUACUUCGGAGAAGGCGUCGAGUUCAGGCCGGCAGGCGAUGAGAAUGAAUGGAGCAGGGUCGCAGGCUUUGCGUAG